CCCCCUGGAGACCAUCCCGUCUGAGCCUGAGUACCGCGACCUGGUCGUCCAACUCACCACGCACCUGCUGGCACCCAGCACGUCCCGGUUGAGCCGUGCGUUCCUAACACCUGCAGACGUCCGCGCCCUCCACGACCACCUGUGCGACGCCGCGUUUUUUGCGAGCUCGGUCCUCCAUGCCGCUCCGGACGAGAUUCCUCCCCGCUUCCAGCGGCCGGAGCAUCUCCAGACCGCCAUCU
Messenger RNA from Penicillium egyptiacum, 239 nucleotides. The record is from the annotation of a GenBank genome assembly. Lineage: Eukaryota; Fungi; Ascomycota; Eurotiomycetes; Eurotiales; Aspergillaceae.